This is a messenger RNA of Hyaloscypha bicolor E, 612 nucleotides long. RefSeq lists its product as uncharacterized. The transcript has 2 exons. The record is from RefSeq and is a predicted model, not a curated record. NCBI's taxonomy places the organism in Eukaryota, Fungi, Ascomycota, Leotiomycetes, Helotiales, Hyaloscyphaceae. The annotation marks the transcript as partial.
GAGAGAACACACCAAAUCCGAAUCAAAAACCGUCGAAAACUAUACCUCGAUCGCCACCCCUCCUACUUUUCAUCUCCUGAUCUUGAAUUAGCGGAUCCGUUACUAUACGACCGCUGCAUCCGACGCUUCCAAACCGCCGCUGAGCGCGAAGCGGACGGGAAAGCAAAAGGGUAUUCCGGCGUCUUAGAAGCAGAUCUCUACCGCAGUGAAGCAAAGCUCGCUGCCUUAGCCCAGUCAACGCAUCCUCCUCCUACCAUAGACAACCUCACCAUCUCCUCUUCUUCCCCUUCUUCUUCGCUCUUCCAACCCGAACCUCUGAUCCCCUUUUUGAGUUACCUCCGCGGCCCAAACGGAGAGAUCAUAGGCGAGGACGGCGAGGAAGUCAAGAGCCGGGAAGAGGGGCAAGAGAGGUGGAAAUUCGAGAUGACUGUUCGAUUUCUGCGUGGCGGGGAUGAGGAUUUCGAUUAUCGGGAUGUGGAUGAGAGUGAAGAGUUUGACGAGGUGGAGAAGAGGGAGAAGCAAGAGAGGUGGUUUGAUGAGGAAGAGCCGGAGUGGGAUGGGGAAGGCGAGCCGGAGGGAACGGGUGGGGAGACAGGGGUGCAGGAUUUUUGA